CUUCUCAGCACAACAACAGCGGGAAAACCAUGGACCGAGAAGCUUUGCGAGCUGUUACGUUUUUUCCUAAACCUGAAUCCUUCGAAGUUCAUGAAACCUUACGCUACUUGAGCGAAACCGCACCGUUUUACGGAUCCCUUCUUGGAGCCCACUUCUCACUUUCUUCUGUUUCUGUCCCGGAGCUCGUCAACCUGCCCAGCAAUGGUGCUGUUUUGGCCGAUUUAUCGGGGAAUUUGGGGGAUGGUACCCAGAAGGAAGCCGAAAUUCCUCCGGUUCUUGACGGAAUAGCUGCGGUUGUUGGCCAACACGUUCUCUUUGGAGGGAAAAAGAGUGGGAGCAGCUGUGAUGGUGGCGGGAUUUCGGGGUUCGUGCCGGUUUCGCAGCGCUUCGGUGCCGAAAAGACAGUGGUGGAUAAGAAAAAUAUCGGUGACGUUUCCGUGCAGAAGAGCUAUAGAGGAGUGAGAAAGCGGCCGUGGGGGAGGUGGUCGGCGGAGAUUCGCGACAGAAUCGGGCGCUGCAGGCACUGGCUGGGCACGUUCGACACGGCGGAGGAGGCAGCGCGUGCAUACGACGCGGCGGCGAGGCGGCUCAGAGGGUCGAAAGCUCGGACCAACUUCGAGAUCCCCUCGGUGUUGCCUCUCUCAUCCCCAUCUUCUUCGUCGUCAUCAUCUGAAAUGAAGAGGAAUAUGAGUAGUAAGCCUAAGGCGCAGAAUAGAAGAAAGUGCUCAGUAGUCACUUCUGUUGCUCAUCUCUUCAGUUCUAGUUCUAUCCCUUCCACCACUGAAGUUAAGGGAAAAGUAAAUGUGGAGCUAGAUUUGAAGCUGGGUGUCAAUUUCAGUAACAGAAAUGCUGCAUCAGUGCCUCUUUCACCUUCUACAUGAUCCCUCUAUAUCUUAGUUUCUACUUCUUUUCUGUUCCUUCUUUUUCCGUUCUUUGUAUUUUCUUUUGUUUUAUUUGGAACUUUGGUUCUUAACGGCUAUGUCUCACCCAUGGACUGUGUUUCCCUUGUGCAUGGCUGUGCAUGAUGAAAGUUGCAGUCCAUGAGUCAGGAGACUUGGGAAGAUGAAUACGACACAAGUGUAGUAAAAAACACUUAGCUCUCUC
Messenger RNA from Vitis vinifera (wine grape), 1104 nucleotides. Its product is annotated as ethylene-responsive transcription factor ERF084. The coding region runs from base 30 to 881 and encodes 283 amino acids. Gene Ontology annotation, biological process: regulation of DNA-templated transcription. Gene Ontology annotation, molecular function: DNA-binding transcription factor activity; DNA binding. The transcript has a single exon. The record is from RefSeq and is a predicted model, not a curated record. NCBI's taxonomy places the organism in Eukaryota, Viridiplantae, Streptophyta, Magnoliopsida, Vitales, Vitaceae.